This is a messenger RNA of Coregonus clupeaformis (lake whitefish), 1482 nucleotides long. Its product is annotated as prominin-1-A-like. Lineage: Eukaryota; Metazoa; Chordata; Actinopteri; Salmoniformes; Salmonidae. Gene Ontology annotation, molecular function: cholesterol binding. The annotation marks the transcript as partial. Gene Ontology annotation, cellular component: prominosome; cilium; microvillus. The record is from RefSeq and is a predicted model, not a curated record. The transcript is spliced from 11 exons.
CUGUACCAUGCUCUGCAGCUGGAGACCAUGUUCAACGUCAACACAUUCCUCAACACAACCGUGUUUAACAAGGACCUGGUGAAGGUGUUAGAAGGUGUGAGCAUCGACCUCCAGAGUAUGGUGUUACUGGAGCAGGAUGGAAGAGAUAACCUGCUAACCUUCUCUACCGCUGGGAUAGGAGAUAUUAGCUAUGAUGCUUACCUGGCAGAGGUGAAUAAAGGUGUGACUCUGGUGGAUCUGCUGUCGUUUUCCAACGAGCUGGAGGCCCAGGCUGACCUUCUGCCGCGAGGAGCUCUAGAGAAUGCUUUGAAGGGUCAUGCCAGCAGCAUCAGACAGAUUCACAGAGAGCAGGUCGUCCCUAUGGAGCAGGCCAUGAAAUUUGUCCGAGCGCGGAGCUCCCUGAGCCAGAGCAUCCGGCUACUGCAGAGGAUAGCCAAGGAACUACCAGUGAAGGUGACUGACGUCCUUAGUGCCAUCGACGCAGCAGAGUACCUCAUCACACACAACGCAUCACACGUGGUAAAACAGGAGACUGAUGUGUACAUGCGGAGCCUGGUUGGAUACUUCAGACAGUACACUGACUGGGUCAAAAACUCUCUGACAGGGGAGGUGGCUCAGUGCAAGCCCAUCAGUAACAUCAUGGACUCCAUGGAGAUAGUCGCCUGUAGCUUCAUAGUCGACUCAGUGAACAUGUUCUGGUUUGGUCUGAGUGGUUGCUGUGUCUUCCUGAUCCCCAGCAUCAUCCUGUCGGUCAAACUGGCCAAGCACUACAGGAGGAUGGACACAGAGGAUGUGUUUGAAGAGGGCCAAGAGAACUGGUAGAGAGAAAGAGAACAAAACAACAACAACCAAAGAAGACAGAACUGUGCUGAUCUCCGCCCCACAACAACCCCUCACCUGAUUGGACAAGGACCUUAGCUGCCAGCCAAUUACAGUAGCCCAAAUGAUGCCCUGUACGUUCCAUCGCCCAAUCACAACACUAGUUCUGUCUGACAUUACCAUACUUUCUGAACAUUUCACCGGUGUGAACAUGUUGGUGGAUUAUUUCGAUAUACUUUAUUUUAUAUAUUAUUUUAGACAACAGUGUUCUGUUUGUUUCUCCUCAGCUUAACACUGUAACCACUGACUCACAUCAAUGACGUGUACAUUUUAUACGCUUUCAAUACCUUUGAAAGUUUUAUAUUUUUUUUAACAUAAUAUGUUAGCAUGUUAGCAUGUUAGCGGACGCUAGCUACCUUAGCAUGUUAGCAGACACUAGCUACAAAACCUUGUUAGCAUGUUAGCUAGCGGUCGCUAGCUGCUUGUUGAUUGACGGCUGUAACCCAUCGCAUGACGCAGCUGUGUUGUCACGGCUGUGAUGUCAUUCUGUGAUGUCGCAGCUGUGAUGUCAUAUCUGUGAUGUCACGACUGUGAUGUCACGACUGAUGUCACUGCAGGCUCUGAAUCUGUGAAUAAAGAUUUCAGUUCGCUGAGUUAUGCUGU